Pelodiscus sinensis (Chinese soft-shelled turtle) is the source of this 620-nucleotide messenger RNA. Lineage: Eukaryota; Metazoa; Chordata; Testudines; Trionychidae. The record is from RefSeq and is a predicted model, not a curated record.
ACAGUGGGAGUCUAGCUCUGCCCUGAUGGUCAGUCUGUCUGCUUCCAGGCUUUAGGAAGUGCAUCCUGGUGGGACACGACUGGGGAGGCUCCAUUGCGUGGGAAUUCGCCAUUCGUCACCCCGAGAUGGUGGGGAAGCUCAUUAUCAUGAACGCCGUCCACUCGUCCCUUUUCCAAGAGUACGUGGCCUGCCACCCCUGCCAGCUGCUGCGCUUCAGCUACCUGUUCACCUUCCAGCUGCAGAGACUGCCUGAGCUGCUCCUGGCUUUGGGUGACUUCCAGCUGUUGAAGGAGACUUUGGGCAGGAAGGCAGGAAUCCUGAACCCGGAGCAGCGCCUCACAACGCAGGAGCUAGAGGCCUACGUGUUCAGCUUCUCCAAGCCCUGUGCUCUGACCCCGGACAGGAGCCCCAUGCCGUGCAAGGACGUGCUGGUGCCCACGCUGGUGAUCUGGGGGGAGCAGGAUGCACACCUGGAUGCCGGGAUGAUCCCCUUCCUGGAGCAAUACGUGCGCAAGCGCUGCCGCGUGGGGCGCAUCCCUGAGGCCGGGCACUUCGUCCAGGAGGACCAGCCCCACAAGGUCAAUCAGCUGAUCUGGAGCUUCCUGCAGGAGAGUGACUGA